UUGUUGUGUGUCUUCUCUCUUUUCUUUGUGUCUAUCAUGACUUUAUACUAGUUGGUCUCUUUCUUUUAUCCUCUCUCUAAUUUUCCUUUGUUAACAUUUUGGAGUUACAGCUUUGUAAACUGCUACAUAGCUACAACAGUUGAAGUUAGCUUUCUUGUCAGUUAGCUAACAGCGUUCGGCAGUUACACAGCUUUUCACCAGGUACUGUUCGACGCCCUAUGUGAGUGUGAGGAUCCGUUCCUGGUUCAGUAGAUUACAGCAUGAGGACUGAUCCGAUACUCUGACCAGAACCCACUGGACACAGACCACUGAGGGGGGGAGACGACAGAAGGCGGAGGUGGUGUGGCCAUGGACAGAAGGAAAGCGUACGUGCUGAUGGUGCUGUGGGCCGUGGCCCACCUCAGCUCUCCAGGGUCCGGGCUCAGGGCCCUGCGAAGGACUACAGGGGGGCGGAGGGGGUCCACGGGGCUGACGGGACAGGACGCCAAUGGAGUUCCGCUCAGGCGCUCCAAACGAGGGUGGAUGUGGAACCAGUUCUUUUUGUUGGAGGAGUACACCGGGACAGACAUGCAGUACGUCGGAAAGCUUCACUCAGAUGGCGAUCGAGGCGACGGGAGCGUGAGGUACGUCCUCACCGGGGAGGGCGCGGGGACCCUCUUCAAGAUAGACGAGAAGUCCGGGGACAUCCACGCCACCAAGAGGCUGGACAGGGAGGAGAAGGCCUACUACAUCCUCCACGCCAAGGCCAUCAACCGCUUCACCAACGAGGCGCUGGAGGGCCAGUCCGAGUUCAUCAUCAAGAUCCACGACAUCAACGACAACGAGCCGCGGUUCACCAAGGACGUCUACACGGCCCGAGUGCCUGAAAUGUCUGACAUCGGCACCUCGGUAAUUCAGGUGACAGCCACAGACGCCGAUGACGCCACGUACGGGAACAGCGCCAGGGUGGUGUACAGCAUCCUGGAGGGGCAGCCGUACUUCUCCGUGGACCCAGACACCGGCCUGAUCAAGACCGCCCUGCCCGGCAUGGACCGGGAAGUCAAAGAGAACUACCAGGUCGUGAUCCAGGCUAAAGACAUGGCCGGACAGAUGGGCGGACUCUCGGGAACCACGACGGUCAGCAUCACCCUCUCUGAUGUCAACGACAACCCGCCACGCUUCACCAAGACCCUCUUCGAGUUCAGGGUGCCCGAGUCCAUUGAGCUCGGAGGGACGGUGGGACUGAUCCGCGCCAUGGACGCCGACAUCGGAGAGAACGCAGAGAUGGACUACAGGAUCAUCGGGAGCGACGGCCCCGGCAUGUUUGACAUCACCACCAACAGGAGCACGCAGGACGGCAUCAUCGUGCUGAGGAAGCCGCUGGACUUCGAGAGGAAGCGUCAGUACAGCCUCCGUGUUCAGGUGGAGAACGCCCACAUCAACCCACGCUUCUUCUCCGUGGGGCCCUUCAGGGACGAGGCCACCGUCAAGAUCAUUGUGGAGGACGUGGACGAGCCGCCGGUGUUCGAGCGCGCCAGCUACGUCAUGGAGGUCAAAGAGGACGCCGCCAGGAACACCAUCAUCGGCUCCGUCAGCGCGUCCGAUCCCGACGACAAGAACAGUCUCGUCAGGUACACUAUCGAUCGGCGCACGGACAUGGACAGAGUGUUCAACAUCCAUGCAGGCAACGGGUCAGUGUACAUCCUCAGGGAGCUGGACAGAGAAGAGAACGCCUGGCACAACAUCUCCGUCCUCGCCACAGAGUUCAACAACCCGCGACAGAUCAGCCGUGUGCCGGUUUACAUCAGAGUCCUGGACGUCAAUGACAACGCUCCAACAUUUGCUACCAAUUACGAGACGUUCGUGUGUGAGAACGCAAAGGCUAAUCAGAGGAUACAAACGGUGAGUGCCACAGACCCUGACGAGCCACUCGGAGGACACCGAUUCUUCUUCAGCCUCGCACAGGAGGCUGCUGGGAAGGCCAACUUCUCCGUCCGUGAUAACAAAGACAACACGGCCUGGAUCUUGACCCGGAGGAACAGCUACAACAGUCUGCAGAAGAGCAUCUACCACGUGCCUGUGGUCAUCUCGGACGGAGAGUUCCCGAUGCAAAGCAGCACCAGCACCCUGACGGUCAGGGUGUGCACCUGCGACCGCGAGGGCAACAUGAAGCUGUGCAACGCCGAGGCGCUCACAGCGAGGGCGGGACUCAGCACGGGAGCCUUGGUGGCCAUUUUGCUCUGUGUCAUCAUCCUGCUCAUGAUCGUGGUGCUGUUUGCUGCCCUGAGGAGACAGAGGAAGAAGGAGCCUCUGAUCAUCUCCAAAGAGGAUGUCAGAGACAACGUCGUCAGCUACAACGAUGAAGGGGGCGGAGAGGAGGACACUCAGGCCUUUGAUAUCGGCACGCUGCGCAACCCAGAGGCCAUCGAGGAGAGCAAGCAGCGGCGGGACAUCGUCCCAGAAACCUUCUACCCUCCAGUUCGACGGCCUGUGCUGCCUCCGACUCGGGACAAUAACGGGGACGUGAGAGACUUCAUCAACCAGAGGCUCCAGGACAACGACAGCGACCCGACGGCGCCGCCUUACGACUCCCUGGCCACCUACGCCUACGAGGGGAACGGCUCUGUAGCCGAGUCCCUCAGCUCGCUGGAGUCGGUGACCACCGAGGGCGACCAGGACUACAACUACCUGAGCGAGUGGGGUCCCCGGUUUAAGAAACUGGCGGACAUGUACGGGGGCGACGACAGCGACAGGGAUUCUUAACGAGAGCCUGGCACACAGACGAGGAGCGAAGCGAAACACAUGUUUAACACUUUCUCCGGUGGACGUGUGGCGAGAAAAAAAUGGCGAAAGGACCGAGAAACGAGCGCGGUUUCAACCGAGUGCUCUUUCACCGCCAUCGAUCACCAUUCAGUUGUCCCCUCCGGUGACCAGACGUAGGCUUUGUGUGUCCAGUCAGUGUUAGUUGCGUUUUUUGCAAGGGUUCAGUGAAAAGAAACUUUGUGUCAAGACUUUUCUUUUUUUUCUUCUGUGUAUACGGGGCGUACAUGAGGCCCUAAUAUAUCUAUACCGAUCUUUUCUUUUUCUUUGUUUUUCCAAAGCUGCGUGUGAUGGACACGUUCAACAAGCAGUUUUGUAAACCAACAGAUAUGCCUAUGUAUUUUUCAGUGUUUCUGGGACAAAAACAUGCUGCAUAUUGUGAGUUCUAACUUAGCUUGUGUACGUACGGUAAUAUGAUACAAUACGCUGUACAGUUGUUUUGUUUUUCUAGGGAUUUCUAUUGUCCAAAAAAAAACGAUCCCUCCUUUCAGCGACGGCUGCCUCGCAUUAGCCACUUAUCCACAGUUGUGCUUGAGCCAGAAGUGCCAGGAAAAUGUUGGCAUCGUCGUCCCCUGAUGUGAAAAUGAGAAUCUCGAUACAGAUUGGAUUUGAGGAGGGGAUACAUCAUCAAAAUUUGAGUCAGUCGUGGCUCGUCGCUGGCUCUGUUGACAAGUGGCUAAUGUUCUUUAAAGCUUACAUGAAGCUGCGGUAAAGGAAAGUGGAUUUUACGGCCACAACAAAGACACCAGUUUGCUUCUUUUUUUUGUUUUUUUUGUUUUUCUGCAGUCUCUGAUUUUCAUCUCCGCACAGCUUUCGAGCGUUUGCUGUGAGGUGAGCUGAAAUACCAAAUAUUUCUUCAUCGAGCUGAAUGUCUUCAGAAGCGUUUUUUCUCUGUGCGGCCGACUCUUCCACAGAAUAGUGUUGUUGUUUUUUUUUUUUUCUAUGAUGCAUUGAUAAGAAUCACUAAUCCAAUGUGCACCAGGCUCAGUCAGAGGAUAGUACUGGUCCUGUUGGGACUUUUCCGCUCAUCUCCACCACAGAUAUGUUUAAGUGUCUCACUCUGUACAGCAUGGUGUUCAGUCCAACUCCACAUUUACUCCCCGGCGCUGGAAGGAUGCCGCCGAGCCUGAAACUACAGCAUCAAAUUAAACAUCUCGUGGACAGUUGCAAUUAAAAUUCAUUGUGCGGUUUUAUCUUCUUACCCUAAAAGGUUCAUUUUAUCUGUUCAGGUGAUGAAGGAAAUCAAGGAAAAUAGCAUUUUAAUCAGUCCUGGAUUUGAAUUUACAUGAGUGUUUAAACUUGGACUCUGAUCGUCUGUGAAGCUUUUUUUUUUUUUUUCUUUCAUGCGACUAAAGCAUCAAAGUCUAUUAUGUGAAUCAAAAGAGUAGCCUUAAACUCAUCUUCACUAGAAAUAGCCUGAAGAAUAGAUUUUCUUGAUUUCUCAGAAUCUUUGUCACAAAGAGAACUGGAUCUGCACUCAGCAGAGUUAAAAACCUCCAAACCUCGAGUCCAACAGUCCAUCAAGGCUGAUAAGAUGGCAAAUCCAACAAAAUUUAAAUCCGUUAGAUCAAAUUGUGCUCACUCAGAGAUACCAGUCACCUAAAUAUAUAAACCUAUAAGACAAGACUCAUCCUCCCUCCAAGUUUGGUAGAAAUCUGUUCAGUGGUUUUUCUGUAAUCCUGCUGACAAACUGACCAACGAACGGACCCGAGUCGUCGACAUACGCUGCGUUCACCUGCUCCUCGGAUGCUCUCGUUUCCUGAGCUGUUCUUCCAAAGUUGUUUUUUUGCAUUUUAUGCGCUCAGAGUGUUUAAACGACACUUUGACGGUUGUCUUCAGUAUUUAGGGUGGAGCGAGGAAGAGCAAAGGAACCGAUACUGUGACUACACAGCACCAUCCCACCAACCCAGUGCUUACCGUCGUCCGCCAUGUCAGCUCGGCGACUUGCGUACCGACAUUUUCACCAAGUAGUUGUUUCUGAUGAUAGACAGCGACAAUUCUUAGAGAUAGAAAAAUGUUUUCUGCACAGAUAACUAAACUCUAAAUGUACCACAUGACUGACAGCAUAUAUGACGAGUUUUUCUUACUUUGAAAAUAAAAUAAAUGCUGGUUUGGAUCAAGACUUGGUGGCCUUGGUGGAGAGGGAUCAGAGAAGAAGCCCCUUCGAGAUGGUUUGGAAAAUGGCAGGUACCUUAAAAAAAAAAAACUUAGCAGGUGAUCACAACCAAUCUGAUCAACCGACGUACGAGGAGAGCGUCACCCGCCGAGCCGGAGGUCAUGGAGAAAAGCCAUCAGUGCCCGACCAACGACAACCAGGCUGCGCUGAGUAGCUUCUCUCGCCGGGCGUCACGUGGCUGGAAGCCUGGCAGCACGGAUCCUCGUGUGAUCUCUGCACUGCAGAGGAGAAUGUAUAAUAAUGUAACAUAGCAGCUCAGCCAUGAAAAUGUGCCAAAAAGCGAAGGACACCAGUAUUUUCCUUUUACAAAAAAAAAAAAACAGAAUAUCCUCCAGUUUCUCUUCUUUGUUCCCUGCCUUUCAUUACAUGUACUGUACGUAGUGUUAAACACGAAGCCAGUCCAGGUGUUCGACUGAUUUCCUGAGGGAUGAACAGGCUUUUCCAUAAAGGGGCUUAUCAAGGGGCACCUGACCUUUGAGCGGUGUGGAAUAAGGUUCUUAAACCCAGAGGUGUGUCGUCGGCUCGCGCAGAAAGGUCAAAACAUUAUCCUGCAGAGAGAACACACAAACAGCUCGGCCCUUUUUUUAAUUUGAUUUAGAAAACCACACACACACACAAAAAAAGCAAUAUUGUCAAAUUACUUUAAGACCUAACUAUCCUAAACUCUGAAUAAACAGUUUUGGUAUGAAGAGAGCUCGUUGAACUGAGAGGGCAGAAUGAUACCAGGGAGGAGAGGAAAAAACACAACAAAAAAACAAAAAAAUCAGGCGAGCUUAAACAAGCUCUGGCCUCACUUUAGCAAAAGGCCAACCUGUGGAGAGGCUGACAUUUAUCAGACAUUUGAAACAGUAAUAACAAAACACAAUGGCAUAAUUGCCACAUGGGUACACUUUUUCUCUGCGCUCUGAAGCAGGCUUGACACCGGCGACGGCGCAGCACAUUAAACAAUUCAAUUGAUAACAGAGCGGUUGGAACAUUUCUUUUUAACGCCCGCCUGUUGUUCACAUGUGCGCCCUUUUUUUUUUUCUUCCCCCC
Messenger RNA from Acanthopagrus latus (yellowfin seabream), 6010 nucleotides. Its product is annotated as cadherin-6-like. Gene Ontology annotation, biological process: homophilic cell-cell adhesion; adherens junction organization; calcium-dependent cell-cell adhesion. Gene Ontology annotation, cellular component: adherens junction; catenin complex; plasma membrane. The transcript is spliced from 12 exons. Lineage: Eukaryota; Metazoa; Chordata; Actinopteri; Spariformes; Sparidae. Gene Ontology annotation, molecular function: cadherin binding; calcium ion binding. The coding region runs from base 349 to 2742 and encodes 797 amino acids. The record is from RefSeq and is a predicted model, not a curated record.